AUGUCAAAAGAAGAUUUGAAGAAAGCUUUCUUAGUCAAACCUAGGCCCAAAAUUAAUACAUCACUGCAGUCUUAUGAGCCUCCUAUAUCUAGCCCGGCCUCUUUUGAAUUUGUAUUUAAUAUAAAUGACCCUCAUACAAUAAUCCCUUCUGAUGGCUAUAAAUGUGUUCAGCAGUAUCAAGAAUAUUACAUAGAAAAUCUCUCAUCUAUCAAAGAAAAUGCUAAAAGAGUCCGGCUUAAGAGGAAAAUUGAUGAGAUUUCUGCUGAAAAACGACAGGAAAAAGAGACCAAGAAAUGAAUCAAGAAGAUGGAGAAGCUGGAAAGCAUCAACAAAAAUUGUGUCUGGGUAUGGACAAAUGAAGGUCAUAAAUACGUCACGGAAAGCUUCUUGGAGGAGUCUGAUGCAAAGCUAUUUAUUAGACCUAGGUUUUUGACUGACUCUGAAAGAUAUAAAAAAUCUGGGACGCCACCAAGCAAGUUUGUUACUUAUAAUUUUCGGUCGGUGAAGGAUAAAGUUUUAGAUCCACAGGGUGAGACUGUAAGAUACCGGUCUGACCAAGUGUGGAGCCUUCAUGAGCUGAAAGUGUUUUUACAUGAGUUUUUCCACCACCCAAAGAAAUUUGACGAAAUUAAGAAGUUUCUCCCUGAAAAAACCACAAAGGAUGUCAUACAGCUUUUUUACCUUAUUAAGUAUCAAUUUAGACUCAAAAAGAUGCUAACUAUUCCACAUCCUUGAUCGAAAGACAUAAAAAAAAUAGGAAAAUUAGCAUCUAUUCUUGAUCGAACAAUUUUUAUAUAGUCAAAAAUGAAAUCCGAAUUAGAGAUUAAGUCGUAUAAUCGUUAUUUCGCAAUUCUAAUGUAAUUUCUUUCAUAUUUGCUAAUAUGGUGCCUGCUCCAUUUUUUUAUAAGUAGCAGCAAUAAAAUAUUUUUAUAUAGAAAAAACAUCAUAAAAAAUAAAAAAUAUUUUUAUGUAGAAUUGCUUUAACUGUGGCGAAAAGAUUGAGGGAGUAAGAAUUCAGUCAAGAAAACGAAGAGAAGAUGUAGUUAUCGACCAUGUAAAUCAAGUCAUCAAAAAGGUCAAGAAAAUGUUCCCAAAACGUGAAUGGAUUUCCCAAGAAGAUUUUUCUCAUAAAAUUUCUCACUCCCUUCAGUCCUUGAUAGAACACUCAAAGAUGAGGCUAAAAUAAAUUCGCAAAAAAUGGCAUAUAAGCGAUUUUAAUUCAUUAUAUCAACAUUUGCAAUAUGUGAAAGAGAUUAAUUUUCAUAAUAGCGAUCAAAGGUAGGGAAUGUCAGCAAAAAGAAAUGAGCCCUGAAAAAUACAUUGAAAAAUUCGGCAAAGAUUCAUCAAAAUUAAAUCCAUCACAACGUGAAUUCCAAGACUAUUCAAGGUAUAAAGAGUACGCAUUCGGCGGAGAAACAAUGCAAGAUGAAGGCCCAAUUGCAGGAGAAGAAGCAGAAAGAAAAGGAGUUGCGCAAUGGUCUUAUGAAGAAAAAUUAAAUUUUUUGACUUAUUACAGACAAUUUGGAAGAAAUUGGGAAGAAAUUGCAAAAAAGAUUGAAACAAAAACCGCAAGCCAAUGCAGGAAUUUCUUCCAAAACUAUAAGAAAAAAUUAAAUUUAGACAGCGUGAGCUCUGAACAAGACGCAGAAGCGACCUUAGCUGCAGCCGGAAUAGUCAACCGAGCGUCAAAAAAUUAG
This is a messenger RNA of Blepharisma stoltei, 1697 nucleotides long. NCBI's taxonomy places the organism in Eukaryota, Ciliophora, Heterotrichea, Heterotrichida, Blepharismidae. The record is from the annotation of a GenBank genome assembly.